AUGCAUGAAAUCAUCACCCUCCAGCUGGGUCAGCUGAGCAACUAUGCAGCAACCCAUUUCUGGAACACUCAGGAAUCCUACUUCACCUACUCGGCCCAGGACGAGUCACCAGUGAACCAUAAUGUUCACUGGCGCCCUGGCGUGGCCCUCGAUGGCUCCGAGACAUUCCUCCCACGUACCGUUGUGUACGACCUCAAGGGUGGUUUCGGGUCGCUUCGCAAGAUUAAUGCCUUGUAUGACGCAAGCCAGGAAGGGGCACCUGCUCAUUUGUGGGAAGGAUCCCCUCAAGUCCACAGGCAGCCACAGGUUGAAACGACUGCCUACCAGCAGAGCCUCGACUCUGGCACCACGGCACCCAAGCUCAAGCCGUCUGACGUCCGGUACUGGUCCGAUUUCUGCCGAGUUUUUUACCACCCAAAAUCUCUCAACCAGCUAUACGACUAUGAGCUCAACUCGUCCAUUAGGCCGUUUGACAAGUGGGCGUUGGGAAGAGAGCUUUUUGACAACUUGGACAAGGAGCAUGACAUUGUUGACCGUGACUUCCGCCCAUUUGUCGAGGAGGCCGACCAGAUGCAGGGUCUUCAAAUCGUGACGACUAUCGACGAUGCCUGGGGAGGCUUCGCAACCGAAUACGUCGAGCGUCUACGAGACGAGUACGGCAAGGUCACUAUUUGGGUCUGGGGCCUGCAGACUCCUAUGCCUGCGGCAAGGAUUGAUCAGAAACGCCUCCAGAUGACCAACACAGCAAGAACGAUCAAGGACUUGAGCGAAUACGCCUCCAUGUUAGUCCCCAUGGCCCUCCCGCAGACCCGGCUGCGCUCCAACAUCCACAUGGACCUGCAGUCCCCUUGGCAUACCAGUGCUUUGCUAGACACCGCCAUGGAAACCGCAGGCCUUCCUUCUCGGCUUAACUCUAGCAGCACUGGUAGUGGCUUGCAAGCAACACUGAGCGACCUAGUUAGUGGCCUGAACCUGCGCGGACGGCAAACCUUGAGUCGUCUGCAGAUGAGCAUUGUGGGCCCCUCUUCGGAAUUAGCCACAGGAGCCCAUGCACCAAAGAAAUCUCUUGACAACAAGGAGAAAGAGGAUGCCAAGCUGGACAUUGACUUGUUUGAUAUCAUGCGAGCGAUGCCAUCGACAGGGAGGCGGAACAUAAACAGUGGUGGCGACAGUCCUCACCUCUUUGGUCAAAUGAUAACUAGCCGUGGUACGCCGCAAGUGUUGGAUGACGGGGACCAAGGCGGACAACGGGCAAGAGCCGAGCUCGUGGAGACCAGUGUUCAAAGAUACCACACGGAUAGGGGAUUCCCCAUGCUCGACAGCUUCCCUGAAAUUUACCUUGAUAGCAGUGGCGAGCCCUCUGGCGAGCCUUUCGGUGUCAAAACUAGCCUUUCCACGGAUACGUCUGUAUCGGUAGCCUUGAAAGCUUUGCGUACCGCCAUUUCAUCUUCCAUUGGCGUCGAGGAUCGAGAGGAUGUCAGCAACGAGUUGGCUGACCUUGCCGAAGCAUACCGGGAAGGUUGGUCGAGUGGUAGCGAUGACUAUGACGACUAA
Messenger RNA from Colletotrichum navitas, 1554 nucleotides. Its product is annotated as misato segment II myosin-like domain-containing protein. Gene Ontology annotation, biological process: mitochondrion organization. The transcript has 5 exons. The record is from RefSeq and is a predicted model, not a curated record. Bases 1 to 1554 code for a protein of 517 amino acids. Gene Ontology annotation, cellular component: mitochondrion; cytoplasm. NCBI's taxonomy places the organism in Eukaryota, Fungi, Ascomycota, Sordariomycetes, Glomerellales, Glomerellaceae.